This is a messenger RNA of Carica papaya (papaya), 444 nucleotides long. NCBI's taxonomy places the organism in Eukaryota, Viridiplantae, Streptophyta, Magnoliopsida, Brassicales, Caricaceae. The record is from RefSeq and is a predicted model, not a curated record.
UUUCCGGUGCUGAAAGGAGCAACAUCAGCACGUGAACGGGCAAUUUCCCUCACGUCUCAGAAAUUUAGAAUUCAGAAGCCAGAACUCGUUCACCGAUUCUUCCACCGGCAUCGGAGUGACCAGCACUAACUCGGCCAAUGAAGUGUCGACAUGUAGCGUGCAUAUGGUCAGGCGCCCCUCCAUCUCACCGGGUCACAGCCACUGCGGCACUGGCCAAACCGGCCACGCUUUACACCGGCGGAUACGAUGGCUCCAUAAUCUGGUGGAACCUAUCCUCCUCGUCCGAUACCAAUUUGGAAGUCACUCCAAUUGCUAUGUUAUGCGGCCAUGCUGCCCCUAUAGCUGAUCUUGGCAUUUGCUAUCCUAUUGCGAAUUCAGGAGUGGGGAAGACAAUGGGUCAUCCGAUUAUUGUUGCUAUAAGCUCUACUUUGGAGAAUUGCGUGC